AUGGAUAUUCCUGAGCAAGUGUCAAACUCAGAGGCGCGCCUCCCCUCAAAAGAUCACAACCCCAGAAAGCGCGUAAGAACGUCAUGUACGCGGUGCAAAACUAGGAAGCAAAAGUGCGAUAAUGAUUAUCCGGCCUGUUCCAACUGCCGCAAAGCUGGGGUUUCGUGCGAUAAAUUGACGUUUCUUCGACAGGAGAGUGGUCAAUCGAAUGACUAUAUCCGUGCGCUGGAAGAACGCAUUGCUUAUCUUGAAUCCCAGCUGCAAGCGAGACCACAAAGCAACGAUGCCAGCAGCAACGCCGGUCAACCAGUUGCAGCACUUUUGUCUCCUCAGAACCAAGAUGCCGUCCCUGCGUCUGCUUCGAACUUGAGCCACAACACUGUGGGCGAGCUUGUUGGCUUCCUCGCGCUCAACUCCGCAGAAGCUCCCGCCUAUGUAGGCUCAAGCUCCGGGCUCUCACUGGCCGCCAACCUCAGCGAAAUGGUUCAGGCAACGGUGUGGAACCAAGUUCUUGCGCCAUCUCAUAUCCACCAGGUCUCUUCACGCGGUAGUGGUGGGUCUACCGCUGGUCAGGUGGUCACUCCUACAGGUCUGCCUCCUCAACCGUCCAGCGGGAGUCAGAAUGUCCCUGACCAUCCACGACCGCGGCGCAUGGAGGACCUGCUGGUCAAAAGUACCGAACCGCCGAACGAUGAGAUGGGAACGCGGAUUUUACAUGCGUACCUGACCAGACUGCAUGUGCGCUAUCCGUUCCUUGAUCGUGCGGAGCUGUGGAGGCUCCAUGGAGCUCGAUGGCGGUUGGCCAAAGCCAAACGGGAAGAGCUCACGAAGGCAGAGAGAUUCGGUCUGUUCAAGUUGUAUCUGGUAUAUGCGAUUGGAGCGACGACAAUUCAGCUCAGCGAGAAAUACACAUACGUACCCCCAGAGCGAUACUAUAUCACUGCUUUACAGCAGGUCCCUUCCAUGUGUGAAGUGCGAUCUAUCGAAAACAUAGAGGCAAUGACUCUUCUGGUGGUGUAUCACCUUCGCUCAGCAUCGAGCCAUGGCCUCUGGUACAUAAUCGGGCUCGCCAUGCGCACUGCCAUUGACAUUGGCCUGCACAGGAAAGCGAACGAGAUUAAUCUGGAUCCAUGGACCGCGCAGAUGCGGCGACGACUUUUCUGGACAAUCUACUAUCUCGAGAGGGUCAUCUCAAUGUCUCUUGGUCGCCCCUUUAGCAUCGCAGACCGUCAAAUUGACCUGCCAUUGCCAGUGGAUGUGGAUGACGACGUCCAAGACCCCGCUAUACUGACCGCCCCGCCCCGGACCGACAGGAUUACUUCCCUAACGUUCGCAAUUUACUUGUUCGAGCUGCGUCGGAUCGACUCGAGGAUCCAGCACAAGAUCUACCGCGCGGACAGGCCACUACACACGCUCCGCUCGAAGAUGGACCGUCUCUUCAUCGAGCUGGAAGAGUGGAAGAGAUCUGCCUUGCAGCGUUUCAGCGGGUCGGAUCUGGACUAUCCCAUGCUGCACUACAACCGUGCUCUUCGACUCCUCAUACAGCCAUUCCUGCCCUCCCUGCCCCUCUCGGACCCCUACUACCACAUCUGCCUUCGUGCAGCUGGUGAUAUCUGCCAGACCCACAAGCGGCUUCACCAGACGCUUGAGUACGGGCAUUCCUUCCUCGCCGUCCAGACGGUCUUCAUGGCCGGCAUCACGCUGCUGUACGCCCUUUGGACGCACGCAGACCAAGUGUGGUCCGUGCAGAUGAGCAACGACAUCCGGGCCUGCUCGACCGUCCUCUUCGUCAUGGGCGAACGAGCAACGUGGGUGAAGAAGUACCGCGACGCGUUCGAGAUGCUCGUCAACGCCGCAAUGGAAAAACUCGAGGGCAACAGCGAGGCGGCCAAGAAAGUCGGCAUGGCGGAGCUGAUGACCGCGCAACAUGGUGGUUCGAAUCCCAACCUCCAAGGUACCACGCCUGGCACGUUCAAAGAGUACGCGGCAACUGAUCCUAACACAGCGGGGUCGACGAAUCCGCCUGCUCAUGAUCAUGGAGUGCGGAUGGCAUUCCAGCUUGCUCCGUGGAUCGAUCUUGAGGAGGAUUGUCCGUUUUGGAUGCCGGACUUUGAGACUCUCGAGGGGUUUUCGGGGAACCUCUGGGGAGGUGAUACUAUCGCGCCUUUUGAUCCUCUUUAG
Molecule: messenger RNA, 2181 nt
Organism: Aspergillus lentulus
Lineage: Eukaryota; Fungi; Ascomycota; Eurotiomycetes; Eurotiales; Aspergillaceae
Source: RefSeq, a predicted model, not a curated record